UCCCAUCGCCCAGUCAGCUGCAAACAUGGCAGCGGCCGCUCGCAGGCUUCCCUACGCUGCGGUGGCGGCUCUGACGACGAAGCGGAACGGUCACAGGCAUAAAUAAGAAGGACCGGUCCACCUUUUACCUCCUCCGUCUCCCUCCCCCCUUCCUCUCCCUCCCGCCUCCACUCAUAAUGUGGAAGCUCAGCAAGAGCAGUAAAGUCCUCCUGGAUGAUUCACCAGAGGAAGAAGACAGCCAUCGGCAAGAAACGCCAUCUCCACCAUUGCCAGCAGGCACCUUUUCAGCUCAGACUAAGAACAAGGAUUCAUGUCUUCAGGAUGAAGUAACAUCUUCUGUUUCACAACUCGCAACAAAGGUUCAAGGUGCAGGUUUUCGGGGUUGGAAAGAAGUAACCUCCAUAUUCAAUAAAGAUGAUGAACAACAAUUAUUAACAGGAUGUAGAUCUCCAAAAUCUAAAGGAACAAAUACGAAACUUAAAGAAGAUUUAAAAUCAGAAAAGAAAGGUGGAUUUUGGGACAGCUUGGUGAUAAAACAGAACACCCAUUCCAGGAAACCCGAUGAGAUUGAAGGAUGGGAACCUCCUCAGAUUCCUGCCAGUGACCACCUCAAUGAUGCAGAAAAUACUCUAAGUGACUCUUCAUCUUGGUCAGGCUGGGAAGAUGCAACCAAAGGCUCAACAAAGUACACAAACCUGGCAAGCUCAGGGAAUAGUUCAAGGUGGAGUAUUAAAUCAGCUGGAAGGUUGGUCAGCAUUAGGCGACAAAGCAAAGGUAACCUUACUGAUAACUGGGAAGAACUAGAAUGAUAUAAAGUGUUAAGUGUGACAAAGUGGAGCAUUUCAGCUUCAGUGUAUUCCAUGUUUUUUUUGCAAGAAUAGCCAGUCUGAAUCUGGGAUGCAUUUAUAGAAUACAUCUAGAAUAUUAUGAACCUGUUCCACAAAUGCUAGCACAAACCCAGAAUACUUGGAUCCACCCAGUCCAUAGGAAAAAGUGCAAGUUUUGGUCUGCAUGUAUCUGCAAAAGAUGUGGAAUAUUCUAAAUAUUGUUUUAGAUUAGAUGAUUUAUGUAUGUACUUAAACCAAAUCAAAAUACUACAUCUUUUUGCAGAACUGCAUUAUUCAAAUUCUUUAAUAGUUGACUCAUUGGUUUCUUAGACCUAAUAUUUCCUCACUGAACAAAAUUCAACACCAACUUUGUGCCUAUAAUUUCCACAUUCACACUGUCUUAUCAUCUUGAGUUGCUCUUUAAAAACUGAAAUGGUUGUAUACACUGGUUGAAUAUUGACUGUGUUAAUGUAAGAUUCAGAUUUCUUGAACUUCAGGUAAAUUUUUUGAAUGCUUUCCCUGUUUUGUGAAAAUGCUAGUUUGUAGCUGAUACCUCAUUGUUCUGGCUUUAUAAUGGUCCCUAAUAGGGACAUUUUGACCUGCCCAAAUUCUGUUUUUUUUUCUAAAAUACCAAAUCAAAUAUAAGGCAGAAGAACACCAAAGUUUUUCUUCUGUUGCAAACGUGCCACAGAUGCAUGUUUGCAAUAGGAGAAAAACUGUUUCUGUAUAUUAAUAGUGCUUCUGCGUAUUGUGGUGUUGUACUAUUACUCAGCUAAAGCAGACGUGCAAUCACCCUGAAUCAUAUACUGCAAACACAACUCAGAUGUCAGCCUAAGCACAAAUUCUGUCCUUACAAAAGUAGUUGCAUAUGGUUUGACUCCACUUUGUAGCAAAAAUAGAAGCAAGAACUCCUCAUCUGAGCAAAUUUGAAUAAUAUGGAAACUUUUCAGAUUGCUGUUGCUACUCAGCUGAGUCAUUGUAUGUAUUACCAUCAUUGCUGAUAAUAACGUUGCAUAUUGUGAGGUAUUUUUAGGCUGUUGUAUUAUUUAGAAAACUAGGAAAUCAAGCCUUUCAUAAAGUCCGGCCUAUAAGAAAUGUUAUCGCUCAGUUUAUGCACAAUCCUUUUAUAGAUUAAUUGCUUUUCAAUAUUUGUCCUUGCAUCCUUUGUCCACAUGAUCCUCUUUAUCUUUGCUGCUAUGUAAGAUUUAAUUGGUUAUGCUCUUUCUUUACAUCUUCCUGGAGACAAAUUUCUGUCUUGGCUGUCUACAAAUGCUUAUUUUAAUUUGCUGUUAACACAAUUUAUUUGCUAGCUACUGCUAAAUUUAUUACUGAAGAAUAAUAAUUUUUCAUAGUGCAAAGAAAAUAGAAGAAAUGUACUCUUGACAUUAAUGUGGGAGUUCUUACAGGAUAUUUUUAUAUAUACAUUUAUUGAAAAUUGUUACGUGUAUGCGCUUAGCAUGAUAGAAGACACUGUACUUUUGUAUGCAUAUGUGCCCCCGUGAAAGAAGAAAGAGAUGCAAUAACUUUGUUGGAAUAACUUCCUUCCACAAGGAAACACAUUUGAUAAAUGCUUUUUUGCAUUCUUCAUUAUAAGCAUCUUUUCCAGUCUUUUGAUUGCUUCAUGUAUGAAGUUCCCUUAAAGACUAGAGAUUAAAACUUGCUAAAAAUUAUUUUAUACAUAAUACAGUGGAACCUCCGGUCACAACUGUGAUUCCGUUCGGUUGCAACCCAAUUUGGUUGUGACAGGAAACAAAAUUGACUGUGCAUGCACAGACCCAAAAAAAAAAUGGCACGGAAGGGGAAAUUGCUACAGCAAGGAAAAUCGCUGCAGCUGUAUUUGGUCACCACCUGAAGAUAUGUUCACGACCAGAUGCAAAAAUUUUCUGAAAUUUUUGGUCGUUAAUCAAUUUGGUCAUGGACAGAAGUGUUUGCGACCUGAGGUUCCACUGUAUGACCUUGUGAAUGGAAUCCAGUAAUUUUGAAUUGGAGAAGACAGUUACAGUUAAAUGAGAAGCUACCAAAGAGCCAUUGCUCAGCUUACUACUAAUACUACUGAUUUCAAAAAUGAAUAAAAUAUUAAAAGUGCCUUGAAUUAUAAUUGCUCUAGAAAUGUUUGGUUAGAGAAAUUUACUUUUUCUUCCUCAUCCUUAGAAAACUUUGAUUAUUUUUUUAUUUCAGGUUUUGCAAAAUGAGUAUCUAAUCAAGGAUGGUAGCUUAUUUCUUGCCUCUUAGUUACCAAUCCUUACUUGAAACUGAUAUUGAGCAUGCAUGCCACUGCUUAUAGAAUGACCUGCUUAGCAAUAUAGAAACUAAAAAUCUUCAUUCAAAAUUUCUUUUUUAAGGAUCAGGUUUUUUACAGGACUGUUUUAUAACUAUGCAGAAUAUUUCCAAGAUAUAAUUCCUCCCUACUGGUAAAAGCUUCAAAUUAUAUAUAAAAAAUGAAGUAUCAUACUAUACAGACAAAAUUUAUGGUUACAGUCCAGAGAUACAAUAUCUCUGUCAUACAACAAGAUUUUAAAGCCUUUGUCCACCAAGUCAGUACUGUCUUAUGUCUUUAAGCAUACAGAAUUUUUCCUUGCUGCUCUAUUGCACUUCAAGAUACCCUUAUGCCAAGCAGUAUCUUGUGAUCAAAUGACUUGCAUGCAGAUUGUAAAAUUGUGGUGAAGUAGGCUGUCACAACCAGCUUGAAUCCUGAAAGUGGACCAUUAACAAACUUUUUUGCUUUUUGUUUUUUUUUCUACUGACAGUUGUAUUUCAAGUAAUGGCAUUGGCCCUAUGUUGAGGAAUGAUAGACAUUUUUUUUUCUUUUCAAACACCAAAUUGUAAACUUGUAGCCUAAACAUAAUUGCUAUGGAAGAAUGGGAUUUUAUAGUAUUAUUAUAGCUGAACUAAGAAUUUAGAAAAAGAUUUGUUUGGGCAAAUUAAAACAGUAUCCAAACCAUUGAGACUAAAAGUAUAUUAAGAACCCUUUCAAGUUCAGAGAAAACUUUACAAAUAUGCAUGUUCUGUUGAAAGUGAUUUACUGACUGAUUAUGCUAGUGUGUAUCCUAAUUUCUUUAAAUUAAUUGAAAGUAAUUCCAGAAUAUAGCCAUUUUCUUUAUGCAAAGACUUUUUCGGUUUACAGUUUAUGGAAGAUGACCAUACAAAAGAAGCAAAUGUAUGUUGGCAUUGAGAUCCAACAGAGAAACAAAUCCAGGAGUGCAACUUAAAAGAGUCAAAUAUGUAUUCUUAUUUACCAUUUAUCAAAACCUUUUUAUACUGUGACAAAUAGAAGCUCUGCCUUGUAUAUGACACCUGUCAAGUGCCUGUAUUUCACCUUGAUGUCAUUUCUGUGAUGUCCAGAUUAAUUCCAUGUAUAAUAAUAUUCACACAUUUGUCCUAUAUUUAUAUAGACAAAGAUGGGUAGAUUUACAAAACUCAGUCCUAUUGUAAAACGAAUUCCACCAUCUGCAUCCUAUGUGUUGGCUUAAGCUUUGGCAGUAUUAGUAAUGAAUUGUGAUGAUGUAGCUAAUCUACCUGAGAAGCAGAACUGAUAUGAAUGGUUUAGCCCCACUGUUACAAAUGCUAUUUUGUUCAUUGGCCACAGUCUUGACUGGCAAUACUUUAAUACAAUCUUCACAAAACCCAUGGACCACAAGUUAUUCCUCUCUGACUAGCACUUCAAAUUAUAUAUUGAGUGAUGGCUCACCAUAGAAAUUCUAAAAUGCUAUCAGUUGCUCUUCUGGAUCCUUUUGUGUGCAGUAAUGUGCAAUAUGGUCAAUUUGGUCUUAAUGCUGGAUCCCGUGUGCUUCGGAAGUAAGAAAAAGGUCAAAAGAUUACGCCUAAAGUGAAAAUUUGAGAUAUAUAAGUUAUUGCCUACUGUAUUAAAGCUAUAGAACUUCUUUUAUAAACACGCACAGAUUUUAUCAAAAGUUGAACAUUGUUACAUUGGUUUCUGUAUGUUUAAUAUCAAAAUUCAUGGGAUAUAAGUGUCCUUCACUUUGGCUGGUUUAUGUCCAUGUUUUCCUAAAGCAGAACUACUUAAUACUUAAAGGCAAUGAUUAAAAUUUUAAUAUAAUUUAUUGAUGUGCUUUUGUAGAUUUUUAAAAUAUAAUUUUCCUUGUGAAUAUUUGCUUGACAACUUAUUAUUUGUAUUUUUCAUAUAUCACUACUUUGAUAUGUGUCAGUCUUUCUUUAAACAAUCCAUACCCUUUUUCUUUUUGUAACUAUUUGAUUUAACUAUAUUAGUUUUAAGAACAUUGCUUGAAAGUUGCACAAAUGUAACUGUUCAUACGUUGUUCAUGUUGCCUUUUCACUGCAUCUAUGCAUAAUACUUGGCUUGAAGUCAAUGAAGGUGAAAUGCUUUAUGUGACUUUAAUUAGUCACUUAAUGCUCAUGUUUCCUUUUCUGUAUUUUAUUAGUUUUACUUAAAAAUAGUAUUUUCACAGAUGAAUAAAAACUUAAUUAAA
This is a messenger RNA of Pseudonaja textilis, 5275 nucleotides long. It is a transcript of the gene TDRP, whose product is annotated as testis development related protein. Gene Ontology annotation, biological process: spermatogenesis. NCBI's taxonomy places the organism in Eukaryota, Metazoa, Chordata, Lepidosauria, Squamata, Elapidae. The record is from RefSeq and is a predicted model, not a curated record. Gene Ontology annotation, cellular component: cytosol; nucleus.